UUUAUUUUUACGCGGAAAAGAAUUGUACGGAUACAAUUGUCUGAUCCUGGGAGUAACACCUGAUGGUGCAGUCUGGUUGUUCAGAAAAAACGGAGAAAUGCAAUCGAAAAAUUGACCUGGCUGUCGUGUUGGACGUUUCGGGGAGUAUAAAUGAGAAAACCUUCGGCCUUUCUAAGAACUUUACUAAGACGCUUCUAAGACGAUUCGAAAUAUCCAAGGAUAAUGUUCAUGUUUCACUUGUGACGUACUCAGAGUCGGUUAAGAUUUAUUCCACGUUUGAUGACAACCAGGAGGAAGAGGAGUUCGAGCGAAAAGUGAACAAUAUGUUUUUGGAAGGAGCUUCCACGGCGACAUCAAAAACCUUAACUAUAUUAAGUGAUCGUCUGUUUGUGCAAGAUUCUGGGUCGAGAAUCAAGGAGACAGAUGUAAAAAAAGUCGCUGUUGUCGUCACAGAUGGAUUCAGUUUUGUUGGACCCGGAAUCGUAAAACUGAGAGCCGAUGAAUUGAAAAACAGAGGAGUCGAAGUGUUUGCAAUCGGAGUCACCCAAAGAAUGGGGAAUGACGAGUUGAUAAAUUUAUCCAGCAAACCUGUUCACAAACAUUUCUUAAGGCUAACUAAUAAGGAAUCAAUCGAAAGAAUAACUGAUACCAUUGUCCAAGGCCUCUGCCAAUAG
Messenger RNA from Stylophora pistillata, 674 nucleotides. RefSeq names its product matrilin-1-like. The record is from RefSeq and is a predicted model, not a curated record. Lineage: Eukaryota; Metazoa; Cnidaria; Anthozoa; Scleractinia; Pocilloporidae.